UUUUUGGUUGUGAUUUUCUAAAGAUCUUUGCUUGAUACGAAAUAAUCAAUUAUAUUGUUGUGUUGAAUUACAGGCUAGAGGUUUGAAGAAACAUUUGAAGAGGCUCAAUGCCCCGAAACAUUGGAUGUUGGAUAAACUUGGUGGUGCUUUUGCACCCAAACCAUCUUCCGGACCCCACAAAUCAAGGGAGUGCUUGCCCUUGAUUCUUAUUAUGCGUAACAGGCUGAAGUAUGCUCUCACAUACCGUGAAGUUAUAGCUAUCUUGAUGCAACGUCAUGUUCUUGUUGAUGGGAAGGUUAGGACAGAUAAGACGUAUCCUGCUGGUUUCAUGGAUGUUGUGUCUAUUCCAAAAACCAACGAGAAUUUCCGUCUGCUCUAUGAUACCAAGGGUCGAUUCCGUCUCCAUUCCGUAAGGGAUGAGGAGGCCAAGUUUAAGCUUUGCAAAGUUCGAUCUGUCCAGUUUGGGAAGAAAGGCAUUCCCUAUCUCAACACCUACGAUGGAAGGACAAUUCGCUAUCCUGACCCACUCAUCAAGGCAAAUGACACGAUCAAACUCGACCUGGAGGCAAACAAAAUCGUAGAUUUCAUCAAGUUUGAUGUCGGCAAUGUUGUGAUGGUGACCGGUGGAAGAAACAGGGGACGUGUUGGAGUGAUCAAAAAUCGUGAGAAGCAUAAAGGAAGCUUUGAGACUAUCCACAUCCAGGAUGCUCUUGGGCACGAGUUUGCUACCCGUCUGGGUAAUGUGUUCACUAUUGGAAAAGGUACAAAGCCGUGGGUGUCUCUUCCAAAGGGAAAAGGUAUUAAGUUGUCCAUCAUUGAGGAGGCGAGAAAGAGGCUUGCUGCUCAAUCAGCUACAACAGCAUAGAUAUAUUCAAAGGUUCUCUCAGACAUGUCUUGAAGUAGCAUUGUUGGACUCGACUGCUGUCCUAUGUUGAGGGAGUUACAUUUUGUUUCCAUUUAAUUACGGUUUUGACUUAAUUAUGACGUUUAAAGAGUUUUUUUUAAUUGAUUUGGAUCUUGGUUUGCUAGCAUUUGGCACUUGGAGAUAAAUCAGGACAAAAUGAUCGGGGACUUGUUUUCUACAA
This is a messenger RNA of Olea europaea var. sylvestris, 1085 nucleotides long. RefSeq names its product 40S ribosomal protein S4-like. Gene Ontology annotation, cellular component: ribosome; cytosolic small ribosomal subunit. Bases 125 to 865 code for a protein of 246 amino acids. The transcript is spliced from 4 exons. Gene Ontology annotation, biological process: translation. Gene Ontology annotation, molecular function: RNA binding; structural constituent of ribosome. Lineage: Eukaryota; Viridiplantae; Streptophyta; Magnoliopsida; Lamiales; Oleaceae. The record is from RefSeq and is a predicted model, not a curated record.